CCCUCCAAACGUAACGGUGGUCAUUAUGGCCAAACAGUUUGAGUUUAGUUUUAUCCGACCACAGGACGUCUUCAAAAAUUAAGGUAUUUUUUCCUGUGUGCAUUUGUAAACUGUAAUCUGGCUUUUUUGUGUUUCUUUUGGAGUAAUGGGUUCCUCCUGGCAGAGUGGCCUUUCAGCCCAUGCCAGUACAGUACUCGUUUCACUGUGGAUAAUGACACACUCUAACCAGCUUCAGCCAUCAUCUUCACAAGGGGCCCCGGACCCCACGGCGGGGGCCAGUGUGGACGACGAGAACUGCUGGCACCUGGACGAGGAGCAAGUUCAAAAACAAGUCAAGCUUUUUCUCUCGCAGGGAGGAUACCACAGCUCGGGCAAGCAGAUCAACCUGCUCUUCAGCAAGGUGAGGGAGAUGCUGAAGAUGCGGGAUUCCAACGGAGCAAGGAUGUUAACACUGAUCACAGAGCAGUUCAUGGCAGACCCUCGGCUGGCGCUGUGGAGACAACAGGGCACCACCAUGACUGACAAGUACAGACAGCUCUGGGACGAGCUGGGUGCUCUGUGGAUGUGCAUCGUACUGAACCCUCACUGUAAAGCAGAGCAGAAGUCAUUGUGGCUGUGCCAGCUGCGCAGAUGGAACAGUGUGGACGUCUGCCCCUGGGAGGAUGGUAACCAUGACAAUGACCUGCCCAACCUCACCCACUCACUGCCUCAGGGUGCCCAUGGCAACCAAGAGAUGCGUCCCCAUAGGACUGUGUUCACUCGAGCCAUCGAGGCCUGUGACCUGCACUGGCAGGACCGACACCUUCAGCACAUUAUCGCCAGUGACCUUUAUGCCAACUACUGUUACCAUGACAACCAGGAGAGUUCAUUGUUUGACUCACGCGGCUGGCCCCUGUGGCACGAGCAUGUCCCAACAGCCUGUGCCAGGGUGGAUGCUCUGCGGUCACAUGGUUACCCAAAGGAAGCCCUCCGAUUGGCCAUCGCUGUGGUGAACACGUUACGGCGGCAACAGCAGAGGCAGCUGGAGCACUUUCGGCGACACAAGAAAGAGUUGCUACAGAAAGGGCACACCUCCAUAACAAACAUGGAGGGCUGGGUGGGACACCCUCUGGAUCCUAUCGGUACCUUGUUCUGUACACUGACGGAGUCAGGGCGAGCAGGAGAAGAAGGCUCUAACACCUGCUUAGACCUCUCCGACUGCUCCAGCGUCGUAAGCCGAGCAGAACUCCAACGGAUGCCUGUGCAGCGAUUACUGGGAGAUGGUGAAUCCUAUGUGGCGCUGGCAGUGGAGACUGCUUUGAUUGGCUUGGGCCAGCAGCGGGUGAUGCCUGACGGCCUGUACGCUCAGGAGAAAGUGUGUCGCAACGAGGAGCAGCUACUGGCCAAGCUAUAA
This is a messenger RNA of Cynoglossus semilaevis (tongue sole), 1393 nucleotides long. Its product is annotated as zinc finger SWIM domain-containing protein 6-like. Bases 146 to 1393 code for a protein of 415 amino acids. Lineage: Eukaryota; Metazoa; Chordata; Actinopteri; Pleuronectiformes; Cynoglossidae. The transcript is spliced from 9 exons. The record is from RefSeq and is a predicted model, not a curated record. Gene Ontology annotation, cellular component: Cul2-RING ubiquitin ligase complex.